Messenger RNA from Dovyalis caffra, 618 nucleotides. NCBI's taxonomy places the organism in Eukaryota, Viridiplantae, Streptophyta, Magnoliopsida, Malpighiales, Salicaceae. The record is from the annotation of a GenBank genome assembly.
AUGGUGACACCUCCUUCCACGGUGGCAGCACCUCCAAGCCCCCUGAGAAUGGAAGCUCGUCGUGUCAAUGUUGUUUCAUUGACUGAUGCUAAUGCUUUACUUUCUAGGAUUGUUAUUGACGAGGAUAUUUUGAAUGGUGAAGUUAUUAUAUUGCUGGAUAUUUCAAAGUGCCUCUAUGAUGCUAUAUCUAGAAUGGAGAAGGCUACUGAGCAGGGGAGUGCCAUUACUGCUGCUGUGGAAGGCAUGGAAAGUCAAUGGGGAAACAUUUUUACUGUUCCUCAUACAUUUAUAGAAACUCUGAUGGAACGAAUGUUCAGGCCUUCUUUGUCAAUAAUUAUUGGUGAACAAAAAAAAGGGAUACUCACUUCAAAGGAUAUUAUCAUCCAAAUAACUCAUGCAGCAAUUUACAUGGUUGAAAGUAGCUCUGAAGCUAUUAAUGAUAUAGCCAAUACACUAAUGCAAAUGUUUUGGGAUUCUGCUCUUGCUUUAAAACCACCAGAUGAUUAUGACACCCAAAGUGAAAUGUGUGCCCUAAAGACAUCAGAUGGGGUAGAACUUGGAAGGUAUCCAUCUCUUAGUCUUGAAAUUUCAUUUGCCUUCAAAUUUGAGGAUCUAUAG